AUGGAGACCUUAGAGAAUCGACGGAGGUCAGCAGGCUCGUCCCCCGGGGGCGAGGCUGCUGACGCUCUUGAUGGGGAGACGGCCUUGAGUCAGAAUCCAGCAGAGGCUGAGGCUAGAGGAGCAGUCGUGGCGAGCCCCUUUCACUCAGAACGAGUCCGUGACGAAAUUGAUCUGCUGAAUGCCAGGCCUGAGAGCUUGGACAGAGAUGCAGCUUUGGUGGCGGGCCGUGGAGAGGAGGUGGCGAUUCCUCCAGACCUUGGUGAGGCCGCAGCGGCGCAACAAGACUUGGAACCACCGUAUUCUACAGUGGCCCGCGUAUCUGUAGAAGAAGGAGAAGGUAGCAGACAUCAGCAAGAAUCGCCUUCGGACGGCUCUAAGCCGACUCGUGGGGCAACAGUCCUUAGUUUUUCUGGUGGUGCACCACCUAUGAACUCCGAGGUGGAUCCACAUGUGACCGCUGCGCAGGAGCCAGACGAACCGGAAUUACUGCUGGAUGCGCCGGCGGGUUUUCAACAGGAGGAUCAGACAGCUCGAAUGGCCGGGCUAGUGGAGCUCUUGAUCGCGCAGAACCGAAUGUUGCAGCGGAAGCUGGAUGGUCGUGACCCAGGGUCAAGCGGACGAUCGCUGCAAACUGCUGUUGAGGAGUUCGUUCAGGCAGAUCCAUCUCCGUAUUCGUUUAGGAGGCAUGACGUUCGCAAGUGGAGCCGAGGGAGGGUUAGGAGCCAUGCUGCGGGGAAUCUCGGGUAUCCAGUGAGCCCGGGUGGAACAGUGAUCCGACCCCCUCCGGGGCCUCCGCCGGGAACGCCGCCGGCUCCGAUGGCAGGUUUUGCCCCACACGUAGGUGCAGGGUAUCAUCCGUCAACCCCGGUAGCAGCCCCCGAGAGACCCGAAGAACCAGCGAAAUACAUUUCGGAGUUGCCGAAACUUGGGCAGCCCGACUUGAAGACUAGCGCGGUGAUGGCAGGGAACUGGCUGGCGCAAGUCAGACAGGUGCUCUUAGGCCUUAGUCCCACUGCUCCAGACUGGUGGGGAGCGGUUGAGGCAGCGGCGACCAACCAGUACAAUCGGUGGCUCAUGUCCGAGCCCAUCGAUCGACUUGCGUUGGAUCCAGGAGUCAUCAGAGCCAACUUUGAUCGCAUUCGCUAUCAGAGGGUAGAAUCCCGAGCGGUCUCACUCAUCCUAGCAUCGAUCCCGCAAAACUUGCGCGAUGAGGCAGUGAGCAACCGUUGGCUUUCAUCUGAGGCGCUGAUUUUUCGCAUCCAGUGUGUGUACCAACCGGGAGGGGCGAGUGAACGGUCCAUGUUACUGUCCUUUGUGGUAGCUCCUGAUGCCAUGAAGCAGCUGAGCCAAGCCUGUACCAUUCUUAGGAAGUGGCAGCAGUGGAUCCUGCGCAUCCAGGAGUUGCGCGCCAGCCUGCCAGACGCAAGCUUGCUGCUCCGCGGCAUCGAUCAAGCUGCAGCGGAUUUGCUUACAGAGCAUCCGGCCAUUGCCUUCCGAGUUAACUCCUUCCGUCAUCGGGUUUCAAUCGACCACAACCCGACAGUUGGCACUGUUUGCCAGUUGGUCCGUCUGCUCCAGGCCGAGUUUGAGGCGGCGGCCUUGACUGCGGGGGAGUCGGCGGAAAAGAAGGCCAAGUUGGUGAUCCACCCGUCUCGACCGUCGCCCGAGGUGACAGUCGAGAACGGGUCCCCAACAGUGGCCGAGCAGGAUGCGUACCAGUUGCUGAAAGAUUACGAAGAUCUCCAAUGCAAGCGUGCCAAGAUUGAAGCGGAGGCUUCAGUACUUGCGAAGGCACUCGGCGCAUCGAUCCAAGAUCCUCAAGGUUGGUUAAAGGACACGCUCACCAGAGGUAAGCUAGGUCCCGAGGCGAGGCUUGCGUGGUUGAGGAGCGUGUUUUCCAAGGUUGCGGAUGACGAUCUGGUGUCCGCAAGUGGAAUCUGUAGCACACAUGCCAGUCGUUGGAAUCGCAGAUGGCGGCGAAGCAUGGAGCGUGCGACUUGUGUGAUGGUCAGGUUGGGAUUGAAAGCCCGAGGCGAUUUUCAGGUUGCGGGGCCAGUGCAGGUGGUGAGCUGUAGCACGGAGCGCGAAACUGACAUUUGUGAGGAUAGUGUCUUUGCGUCCUUGUUAGAGCUAGCGGAGCAGGGACGGAUAGGAGGGUUUGUCGGGGCCUUCGAAGACCAGGAUGGUAAAGGAAUAAUCAGGUUCCUUCGGCUGUCCCUUCUGCACGCAGUAGCAAGCGCAUCCGAUCGUAUGUUCAAUGCCAGCUGUCCAGUCUUCUUCGCGGUUACGCAGUCCGCCGUCGGUGCCAGGGAUCUGGGUACACUCGAGACACCUUCUUUCUGGGAUUCCUCAGAAGUGCGCUCGUGGGUUGAGUUGAAUGACGGAUACCAAGCCCGGUUUGACAAGGGAAGUUUUGGAGCGAAUGUCAUAGGGCCUAGUGUCAUGUUGACCAAUUCUUGGUUCCUAUGGGAGGAGCUGCAUGAAGUGCUAAGCGAAGGACUCGCCCCCAAUGUUACCAGGUUUGGGUGGGACCGCCUUAGGGCGAAUGCUCAACCGGUUUGGCCGCCGGGCAUGUGGAAUUCAGUGCGCACGGCACUUGAAGAUUGGGCCAAGGGUCCAGAAACUUUCAGUCCGCGCGAGGUGGCUGAUAGGCAGCAGUUCCUGUUGGGAAAGGUGCAAACAUAUGCUGAGCAUGCUGCGCUUGACCAUUUUCCAUGGAGGAAGGGCUGUGCGAUCUGUUGGAGAGGAGCAGCGCGCCAGCGUAAGCAUCCUCGCCAGGAGGAUAAAUCCAUGUUCACCCUGUCUUGUGACAUUGCGGGUCCCUUCCGUCGCGGAGUGGACUUAGAGCAAGCACCUGCGUACUUCAUUGUUGGAGCCAUUGCUAUUCCAGCCCUUGAGGAGGAUCAAGAUCCAAUCGAGGGGUGCAUUGAUGAGGAAGCAGACCGCAUCUUCGACCCAGGACUAGAGGUUCCGGGGGAGGUCGUAGAGGUUCCUAGGGGCAGAGGUUUCAGGGCGCCUUUUCCGACCAAGGAUCUGCGUUUGGACGGGUACCAAGGAAGUGACCUAGCUGAGGAGUUAGACCCAGAGCCUCCUUCGCCGAGCUUCAGCGAGCUGGGGAUUGAUGAUGCCGGGGAACUUCGUGAGAACUUAGAAGAUCCAGUUGAGGACCCGCCACCGCUUCCACCGCCGCUUGAAAGUCCGCGAACAGCUGAUAAUCCAGAGAGUCAGUGCGUCGGGAAGGAAACCCCGAGUCAUCCCAAAAUGCCACACAAGACCCUUAUCCUCGCACAGCCCAUCGUGAGUCGCACGGAGGCAGCGGCAUUGCAAGGCCUCCAAGCCAUGUUCGCGCAAUGUCGAUCUGCCGGUAUUCCUGUGUACAGGAUGUUGUCGGACCGCGCAGUGGAGCUCAGAGGUGCCAGAACCAAGCAGUGGCUCUUAGCCCAAGGGGUUGAGCCAUACUUGACGGCUGGGGAAGAUUCAGCAGCGAAUGGCAGGGCUGAGUCGGCGAUAGGAUGUCCACAACUUCGGUUGCUGCCGUUUGGUGCAAGGGUAGAGGCUCGUGACAGGUCUUGGCGCAUGCCGGAUCAGCAGUGGUCACCGCGCACAGAGCUGCUGGUGACAAACACUGUACAUUUGACACCCGAUUCGGAGCCAACUGGCCCAGAUCAUGCGGAGGUGGUGGAGGAUGGCGACGGUGUCGUGGAUCGUUGGAAUCAGAUGCGGGCGCAAUUCACUUAUGAAGAAGGUGAGGUUGAUUUUUCUCAGCACGUCGAUGAAGGGGUGUGGGAUCGUUUCCGUAUCCCGAAUGUUGGGGAAGAUGUUCCAGUGCAACAAUUUCUCCCGGUAGCCCUGUACUUAGACCGUAACCGAGACUGGACUGAGGAUAAUGAAGUCGUUUUCGUCGACCAAGAUGGUGACAUAGAUCCUACUGUCAUCGCGAGAGUGGUAGAGUCUGAAGUAGUGCGGAUCAGAGGCGGCGGUGAGGUAUGGGCGUUCACAAUAACCAGCCUUCUGCACGGAUAUCCACCUGAGGACAAUCCUGUAGUGAUCCUGAUACGAGUGACUCAGGCGCUACAUGUUAUUGCAGAGCACGAAAACCGCGGCAGAGGGUUGCAGCCUCCAGGAGGCGUGGAGCCCCAAGGUCCCCGGAUAGCAGCAAUUGCAGUGCAACAGUCGGAGCAUGUUGGGCCUGGAGAGGUGGCUUUGCUUAAAGCACCAGUCAACAGCACCCGCCAAGGGGCGCAUCAUGAGCGUCAGCUGCCUGUGGGGCGGCCCCCAAACGCCCCCCGGUUUGGCCAAUCCAAACCGGGAGCCACUUGUGGUGUCCUGGAUACUGCGUAUGAGCUGGAACUUACUUCAUCCAGCGAUGUGGGUCUUACGCCCAGGGAGACAAAGCUUGUUUGCUCAAGGCCCCGCGAGCUUUCGGAUCAGUGGGAACAGUUUACAAUCCGAGUGCGGGCGGCAAUUGCGCGCGAGGACUUCACUGACGAAACUUGUCUGCAGCUUCUAAGCGAGGCUCCUUGGCCAUCGUCUAAGACAAGGGUCCGAAAGGUCAAAGACGAGAGCCAAGAAUCGUCGAUCUAUGCAACGUUCGGAGUCUAUGCUUACGGGGGUGUAGUUGGGAUGUCGGUGUUGACCCAGAUGUGUCCAGAGUUCUGUGUGUAUGUAAACCGGUUCUUAAAAUUGCGGCUUCCGAGUCAAAGCACCUGGGCAGCACUCACCAUCACAAGGAAUGUUGCUACGCGCAUGCACAAGGAUGGUUCAAAUGCGGAGGGCCAUCAAGUUGAGCCGUGGGAAGGGACCCGGUGGUCCAUUAUUGCAUACACUCCUCGUGGAUUCUUUGAUCAUGCGGCCGGCCUCAAGCCGGAGCUGGAGCAAGCUGGAUUCCCUACACCAGGGGCUCGCAUUCCGAGCGACAACGGCAAUCCGCCUGAUGGCAUCAGAAAUGGUAAGAUUAGCAAGGAUCCAAACCCCGGCUCUCAGCUCGAAGGACCAACCGCAAGGCUUUCAAGUUGGAGAACUUCUCCGGGUGAUCAGCCGGACGGAGGCGAAGCCAACCCUCAGUGGGAAGUAGCUCGGGAUGUGGUGCCCUUGAGCCCGGAGGAGCGGGAAUCGUUGUGUCAACAACAUGCUCUUCUCUCUAUUGAACUUGAGUUCCUUGAGGCCUUGCUGCCCAGUCAAGUUCAGUACCCUUCAGGGGCCUCCGCCAUCACAGACACAUGGGCUAGGAUAGAAGGGUGGAUGAGUGAGCUUGAAGAAAUCCUUUGGAAGGAACCUUCGUGGGAUAGUUCACUCGAUGGGGUUCGCCGGGCGUGCGCAAUCAGCGCCCCCGUAGGGCCUUCAGAUGGAAUUCACCGGGCGUGCGCACUCAGCGCCCCCGUACAAUCAACAGAGACCGUUCACCCCCGAGUCAUCCACGAAGCAGCUCUCGGCGAUGAGCCGGAGGAGCCUUUGGAAUUCCUGCAUACCCGUACCAUCGCCCUUGAAGAAGUAAGAGCCACCCUGGCAGAAUGGAAGGAAGCCAUACAGGCUGAAGUAACAUCUCUGUUUGAAAAGGGGGCUGUGGUAGCCAUCACACCUCAAACUGUGCAAUCAUGGGUGCGUGAGGGACAUCCUGUACAAGUUCUUCCAGGGAAGGGAGUUUUCACUCGGAAGAAGGGGUAUGGCAAAAGAAAGGUGAGAGGGGUUGUGUGCGGAAAUCACCUCGCGCCGGACUCUAAUCCAGAGCAUUCGAGCAGAGCACAGCAACGAGCCGAUCUUUACGCCGGCGGUUGUGAAUCGGUGACAGUCAGGGCACUCUUGAGAAAAGCCGCUGCUUCGAAGUGGCGCGUGGGAUCUCUUGACGUAUCCACAGCAUUUCUAAAUGCACCCUUGAAUCCAGAACGCCCACACUACAUAGUAGUUCGUCCUCCGAAGGUGUUCAUAGAUGCGGGGGUCGUGCCAGAGUCGCAGCUCUGGCAUGUGCAGAAGGCUCUGUACGGAUUGGCCUCGAGUCCAGCCGAUUGGCAGUCACACCGCAAUGAGCGGAUGUCCAAGAUGUCAUGGAUGUUCGAGGGUGAGACGUAUCGCUUCCGGCAAUCAAAAUCGGAGCCGAACUUGUGGAAGGUCGUGAACUCAGUCGGAGCUGUCCAUGCCUUGGCGGCGUGGUAUGUAGAUGACCUUCUAGCGGCAGGGCCAGAGGGACUCCUACGGAGCGCACUAGAGUGCGUUCAGAAGGAGUGGAAGACUUCCCUUCCUGAGUUUGCGCAUGAAUGUGGCAAUGAACCUCUGAAGUUCUGUGGUUUCGAGAUCUUUCAAGACACGGGGUUCAACAUUCACUUAAACCAAGCGAGCUACAUCCGAGAGCUUGUUGACAGGCACGCUGUAGAAGGAACUGCUGUAGCCCCUUGUCCGUCAAACUCAGCACUUGGUUCCGAGGAGCAUGUGCCUGAAAACGCCGACGCACUCCGACGAGCGCAGGGCCUGACCGGUGAGGUCCUCUGGCUGGCAACGAGAAGCCGGCCGGACAUCGGAUAUGCUGUAUCACGCAUGGCAUCGGCAGUUACCCGCAAUCCGGAAGCCGUUGUGGCAGACGGCAUGCACCUUCUGAAGUCCUUCCAUGCAAUGACUCUGUUGUGGGGUGGGGGUGCCAUUGCCUGGGACUGUGGAAAGCAACCGCUAGUCACGCUCUCGUCUACUGAUAUCCAAGAGGAUGAUGUGAGCCGGGUGCUGUAUGGCGACUCACUCACUGGAGUCAACCUUGUCAGAUCCCCGGGAGGGUCAUGGCGCAAUAGGUACCAGGGUCAAAGCCCUGUUGCCGUUGUGGUCGAUGGGACCUUCCGCUGGUCCAUGUUCCCUGGAGUCUUCGAAGGAAGAGAGAAGGGAGGAUACUUUGCCAGUGCAGUCCACGAGUAG
This is a messenger RNA of Symbiodinium sp. CCMP2456, 6894 nucleotides long. The record is from the annotation of a GenBank genome assembly. Lineage: Eukaryota; Dinophyceae; Suessiales; Symbiodiniaceae.